This is a messenger RNA of Exserohilum turcica Et28A, 426 nucleotides long. RefSeq lists its product as uncharacterized. The transcript is spliced from 2 exons. The record is from RefSeq and is a predicted model, not a curated record. The coding region runs from base 1 to 426 and encodes 141 amino acids. NCBI's taxonomy places the organism in Eukaryota, Fungi, Ascomycota, Dothideomycetes, Pleosporales, Pleosporaceae.
AUGCGUCUCCGGGACCAUGGCUCGUUGGGGCCCUCCAUGUGCAGAAUCGCGCCUUAUGAGGCUCGCAUCAUGCCCGUCUCUGGACACAAGGAACUCGAUGCAGACGGAGGAACCACCAUGUCCAUUAGCGUAAUAUGCGGAACUGACAUGGAAUCCGCUCGUUCCACCGCCAUGAUCUAUCUACUGUACCCCGCAGCAGGACAGCAGCAAAACUACGUCGACGUAAAGAUCGUCUCAUGCAUGUCCAAGGAAAUACCAUCUCAUGUCUCUGUCGAUCAUGACACCUCAGCUCCUCCAGCAGAGCCGGAAACUUGUGGCGCCAUUGUAUGGAGACCAUCGUUCCUACAUCUCUUUAUGCAGCUUUUGAUCGAGUACCUUGUGCGACCCUGGUAUAUUGCGCGUGAGAUUCUCAUUCUGCUGGAGUAG